Molecule: messenger RNA, 1451 nt
Organism: Haliaeetus leucocephalus (bald eagle)
Lineage: Eukaryota; Metazoa; Chordata; Aves; Accipitriformes; Accipitridae
Gene: NSMCE1
Product: non-SMC element 1 homolog (S. cerevisiae)
Biological process (GO): double-strand break repair via homologous recombination; DNA damage tolerance
Cellular component (GO): Smc5-Smc6 complex; nucleus
Molecular function (GO): ubiquitin-protein transferase activity
Source: RefSeq, a predicted model, not a curated record
GGUGCGAGGCGUCGGGAACGUCUGCGCAGGGCGGCGUUUCUCGGUUUGGUCCGUCAUGCGGUCCUUUGGCCUGGAGGAGUUUGGGAGUCUGGAAACCUCUUUUUUCUCGUGGACGGUUAAGGAUUGUUCGGCUGCAGUGGCCAAGGAAUUUCCUGAGAUGCUUUUCUUUGGUUCUGAGGCUCUUCCGAACGUGUGGAGGAGGAUUUUGUUCUGUCGAUUGUUACACGUACAACCCUACUAUUUUCUGGUUGGGGGUACGAUAGCACAAUGCCUUCAUUGUUUUAUUCUGUAGCUGAAAUUGGUUGGAGUUUUAUCUUUUGCAUCCUUCUCCUAGAACCGUGAAGUUAGUCACUGUCCAUAUUCUGAGCAGAACCUGGGGGAUCUGCCUUUUUUUUCCCGAUGCAAUGUUAGAGAGUUUAAUUGAAAUCUUACGUAUGCUUGGACUGUGUAUUUUUAAUUUGUGUGAACACGUGCAUUAAUUCCAGCUUACACCUCUUGCAGCAUUUGAAGCCUGGUGGAAUACUGCAAUGGCAGCUCAGAUGACUGAUGCUCAUCGACGGUUCUUGCAGGUCCUGAUGUCUCAUGGGAUAAUGGAAGGAUCAGAGGCUAGGAAAUUACACAGGCGCUGCUGUGAAAUCCAUAAAGUCUACUACGCGCAUGAUAAACUGGAUGAUUUCAUCAGUACCAUUAACAGCCAUCUACAGCCUUUGUUUAUGCAGAUCCGGAAAGGAAUGUCAGAAGGUGAUGGGAGAGCACAUUAUGCUUUAGUGAAUUUGGCAGAAACUGAAAUAACUAAAAUGGCAUCGGACUAUACAGAAAAUGAAUUAGAAUUGUUCAGAAAAACAAUGGACCUAAUCAUCUUAUCAGAAAAUGGCUUUGCCUCUUCUACAGAUAUUUUAAACUUGACUGACCAACUGAAGACAAAGAAAAUGAAGAAAAAGGAAGCGGAACAAGUGCUGAAAGUUUUUGUGGAGGAUAAGUGGCUCUCUGAGAGAAAUGGAGAAUAUACUCUGCAUACUCGCUGCAUAAUUGAGAUGGAACAAUACAUUCUCAGCAACUACCAAGAUGUGGCAAGGAAGUGUAACAUCUGUCACAGCCUUGCCAUCCAGAGCCAAGUAUGUGAAUCCUGUGGAAUUGGAAUGCAUUUACCUUGUGUCAGAAAAUACUUCAGAGCUCAGACUGAACCACGCUGUCCGCAGUGUAACGAUUUCUGGUCUUGUGACAUUCCAGGUAUAAAUCGGAUAGACUCCCAGUCACCAUCAAAAAGGGAGAGCAGAGAGGAGCUUCAUUCUUGGCACUAGACGAUGCUAGUAAAACUCGCUUUCAGUGAAAACUUUUUUCCCACUUGCAGAAUAGCUGGACUGUAGUAACAGUGCAUUGUUCAGUGUACUUAUUUUUUCCUGAAGUUUUAAGGAUUUUACAAUAAAACCAACAUCCUGAAUGAAAGAAUC